AUGGGGGGAGGGACUCGUCAGAUGGCGGCGGCAGUUGGAGCUGGGAAGACGGUCCUGAGCGGGAAGAAGGCCGUAGCGGAAGGUGAUCUUGGGGAGAGUCCAGAACCCUGCAAGGGAGAUUUAUCUGGAAGGUGGCAAGACGUUAGCGAGGAGAAGACCUACGCCGCUGUAAGCACAGUUUCAAUUUCUGAACUGCGACGGUUAGAUUACGACGUGGACCUGAACGCAGUUACAGAAUUGCAGACUUGA
Messenger RNA from Chondrus crispus (carragheen), 249 nucleotides. RefSeq lists its product as hypothetical. NCBI's taxonomy places the organism in Eukaryota, Rhodophyta, Florideophyceae, Gigartinales, Gigartinaceae. The coding region runs from base 1 to 249 and encodes 82 amino acids. The transcript has a single exon. The record is from RefSeq and is a predicted model, not a curated record.